GACCAGGCUCAGGGUCGGGGACCAGAGGCUCCAGCUCCGGGCGCCUUAAUACACACUCAGGUCGUCAUGGUUACCGUCGCUUUACUAAAAUCUUUCGGAGCCAACAAGAUGUCUCUGCGUGCACUGCCUCUACAGUUCCUCAACCUGGGUGGGGAAAUGAUGUACAUUAUUGACCAGCGGCUCCGAGCUCAGAACAUCCUACCGGAGCGAGCUGCCAAGGUCCGUAAUGACAUCAUCGGGAUCAUGCUGAACCGUCGCUUUGUGGAGGAAUUGUUCAAGCCUCAGGAGCUCUACAACCGUCGGUCUUUGCGCACAGUAUUUGACAAGUUGGCUCAUGCCUCCAUCAUGCGCCUCAAUGCCCCCAGCAUGGAUAAGCUGUACGACCUGAUGGUGAUGGCAGUGAAGCAGCAGGUGCUGAUGUGCCCCCAGCCUGGUGACCUUCUGCUUAUUACCCUCAAUCACCUUGAUGCUCUCAGGAUCUUCGCUACAGUGCCAACUGUCUUAGCACAGGUCGAGUCUACCCUCAACUUAUUUCGACAGACUUUCUGUAGCAUGAGUGUGGGGGAACUGGCUGAAGUACGGAGGGCGCUGCUGGGGUUUGUCCAGGACCUGCGCAUCCGAGUGUCUAUCUUCCUGAAGGAGAAGCAGCAGACACCCACCGGCACCUUCAUCCUGCCCACUCAUGGGCCUGUUCCCCAUGGGAGUGAGGUACCAGGCAUUAUCAGAGUGUUUGAGGGUAAAGGGGAGGUGGUGAGUGUGGUGAGGUUCCCCUCUGGAGGGCAGUACACAACGGCACUCCCAUACGGCUCUCUGGCUCCUACUGGCCCUCGGGGCACAUCACUUGGCACCAACAUGUAUGAGAGCCAAACCAACGAUGAGCGGCCAACCAGGGUAGAUGACAACGCUGCCUUCAGUGAUCCAACUCUAUCUUGCUCCUAUCACCAUACUGCUCUGCCUUCACCUGCCUGCAGUGAUGAUGGAAGCCUCAGCUGCCCAGUAAAUGGAAGAGCCAGAGAUGAAUUAAACCUUCUGGCUCAGCUUAUUGGCUCAGCAUCCACUACAAAAAAGGAAUUCAGAUUAAAUCUCUUCCUGACAGAUGAGAACAACAGCUGUGUCAAUGACAAUGAGAUCCUGGUGAGUGACAUCAUCACAAUAGAGGGCGGGGAGCGGGACGGUCGACCAGAGCUGGGCAAGAUCUUGGGGGAGCUGACCCUACAGGAUGAUGACUCCAUGUCUGACAAAGGUCAAGACCUCUUGGACUUGAUGGAUAGUGUGUAACCACUAUAGUAGCUGUAGGUAUGGGUUGAUAGCAGGCAAGAUGAUUUGUCAUGGGGAAUGGCAAUUCCUUAUUUUAGAAUAAUAUGAGUACAGUGAGUUCUGCUAUAACGCGUGUUUUGACAACGCGAAUUUGCUCGAACGCGAUUUAUGAAUUGAGGAACGAUAUUUGUAAAACGCGAACUCGUUUGCUCUAACGC
This is a messenger RNA of Homarus americanus (American lobster), 1475 nucleotides long. It is a transcript of the gene OSCP1, whose product is annotated as protein OSCP1-like. Gene Ontology annotation, biological process: transport. NCBI's taxonomy places the organism in Eukaryota, Metazoa, Arthropoda, Malacostraca, Decapoda, Nephropidae. The coding region runs from base 67 to 1278 and encodes 403 amino acids. The record is from RefSeq and is a predicted model, not a curated record. The transcript is spliced from 9 exons. Gene Ontology annotation, cellular component: plasma membrane; cytoplasm.